CAGUACCGAAUAACACCCUCACUCAGCAGAGGCUUAUGGACGAACUACUACGCUCAAAUCACCCCAAUAUGCCCGUUUUAAUACCAUUGCAAGAUCAAGAUGCUCGCAACUCCUCGAUUCCGUGGUCAGCAUACAUGACUACUUCUUCAGAGAAUAGGGAUGUUGCCGAAGAUUUAUUCAGACAAAGUGGGGAGUCACUCGGCAAUGAACAUGCAGGGACCCAUGCCUCUUCUCAAAUUCCGUCGGUUCAUGCAGACCAAGCAAAUAGUGCUACUGACUCGAAUACGGGCGAAGGAGCCUCGCGAAAUGCUGCACAAAGCUCCAUCGAAGACCGCAGAUCCGCAAAUCGCACCCGAUCAAAGAGCGCGCAGGCAGACGAUAAUUCCCCUAAAACGAAACCACGGUCGGAAAAGCGGAAAACUAUACGCGAGAUUCAACAGCUCGAAUCUAACGAUUUUGAUGAUGAUGGAGCUAUUGGCUUACCAAAGGAGCGGUAUAAGCCGAGACCCAGCAGAUCGCGGUCUACGAAUGUGAUCUUGGAAGAACCCAUCGACUUCUCUGUCCGACCUGAAAAAGCUAUGAAGUCGCGGUCCAAGCGUAACAAUACUACAGGGUCAAUUGGCCAUUUGGUCCUUUCAAGCUCUGAGAAAGCAGAGAGGAUUUGCGCUAUGGGCUUCAGCCCUUCAAACGCGAAGCAGGCCUUGAAGGCUUGUGACAACAAAUUUGACCAAGCCGUGGAAUGGUUGCUCAGUCGCCCAGGUUCUAGCAAAGGUCAACACGACGCCCCAACAGCAGCUCACCCAGAUUCAUCGCGGGUGAUUACGGAAGAAGUCACAGAGGGUCGGAUUUUGAAUGUUGCACACGACCAAUCUCCACUCAAGAGGCAAGUCUGGGAAAUGCUUCACGUUGCAAUACCGACAGUUAAGUCUCCGCAUGGGCGGAAAACUGAGAACUGCGAAGGGGGCACUGAACACAAAAAGGGUGCACAGGAUCAUGGAGAUGUCAACGAUCUUAUCUCAGCGAAAUUGCCUCACGAGGCCAAAGCGUCUGAGUCGAGCCCAAUGAAUCUAAAGCAUUCGGUGCGGCCUGAAGAUGUGACGACAGAUGAGCGUAGGACGAAGCGCAGAAAGACGGCAGUUUUAGAGGAGACGAGAGACACAAUCACAGCUGGCGUUCCAUUGCACUCUGCUGGGGAGAAGAAGAGGGGUCGCGGUCGUCCUCGGCGGUCUGAGAAAGAAGCGGAGACAUCAAUUGCGCUCCAUGGAGAGGCUAGCAUGAGUGUGGGAGAGAGCGACUCUACAGGAUAUGUGGUCCAGGUACAAGAUGAGUGUAAGAAACGAGAAGGACCUCCAAAGGAGACGGAGAACACAUCCAACUUCGCGAUUGAAACAGUGUUGCCCCCAAACACGCCGCCUGAGAUCGCAACAGACGGUACUACAUCAACUGGCUCCGCUGGCAAAAUCGAGACAAAGUUGCAGAAGCCGAGAAGGGGGACUAGCGGCUCCCUGUCGCCUUCAGGUAAGUCUAAAGUUCCUCUCAGGGUGGGGCUGAGCAAGCGGGCGAGAAUUGCCCCUUUGUUGAGGGUUAUGAGAAAAUGAUUGCACGCACGGGGCAAAUUCCGCAGUGUUCAGGGCCGGGCAUCACGGUGGUGUACUUAAAUAUGGUCCCAAGAACGGGCAUGACGGGGAGUUUGGUUCGGGAGCAAGGCGGCAUAUACCCACGGCAGCGUUUCCAUCUUUCGCGACGAGGCCGAAUGAAAAGCAAUAAUAGAACACAUGACGCCC
This is a messenger RNA of Mytilinidion resinicola, 1784 nucleotides long. RefSeq lists its product as uncharacterized. Gene Ontology annotation, molecular function: protein binding. The record is from RefSeq and is a predicted model, not a curated record. NCBI's taxonomy places the organism in Eukaryota, Fungi, Ascomycota, Dothideomycetes, Mytilinidiales, Mytilinidiaceae. The coding region runs from base 69 to 1598 and encodes 509 amino acids. The transcript is spliced from 2 exons.